AUGUUGAUAUCACGUCGUGUUUCGCAGUUGCCAACUCGUUUCUUCGCUUCCUCGUCCAUGUCGACGAUUCCACAAAUCACUCGUGCCGACGUGGAUUUUUUGACGAAUCCGCCGAAGAAGUAUGUCGAUCAGUUUAUGAAAGUGCACGGAAACGAUCGAACCGUCUUCAAGCAAUACGACAUUACUCAAUGGCAAUAUUGCUUUCCGGAUUACAAAUUCAAAGUGAUUGCUCUGAAAGGCACCACUAGAGUCAUCGCAGUGGCGCAUGUUUGUCCUAUGUAUCCUUUGAAAGGUUCUGGAAACAAGCCAAUGAUCUUUAUGGGAUUCGGAUGGAUUGAACCAGAAUACAGAUGUCCAAGUAUGGCAAUGCUGCAGAAUGAACUUUGUAUGGAGGAGGUUCACAGUGAUGAGGACAACCUGGUUUCUCAAAUUAACGAGCCUGGUCGCAGAUUUUGGCAUCUGAUGUGUGGAUUAAAGGAACAUGAAGACAUCGGACAUCGAACAGCGGAUGUCGGAUACAAGAGCUUCUAUGAUGCCAAAGAAGUGGUCAUCCCGAAAGACCUGAACACCAAUGGAAUCUAUUUGAGAAACGCCAGAGAUGUCCCAAAACGAGAUAUCAUUGAAUACGAUCAAACGAUUCAUCCAUAUCAUCGCGAAAAGUACAUCAUCUCUCAUAUGUACGAUCGUGACGGAUUCGGGAAAGUGGCGUAUGAUGAGGAUGGAAAAGUGAUUGGAAUUGGUCAAGCGAUCAUUUAUAACAACAAGAAGGACUGUAAUCUGGGACCGAUCUAUGCUGACGAGCCACGUGUCGCCCAGGCAAUGUUCAAGGAGAUGUUACAGGAUAUUAAGGAUUCUGGAAAGUUCGUUUCCCAAUUUGAAGUUCGAUCGGCUCAAAUGGCUCCGAAUAGUUUCCGCUGGAUCUCUCCAUUCCUGAACUGUAAACCAACUCGUUCGCACAUUUGCAACUUGGUAUACAAACACUGGGCACCGCAGAACAUUGACCAUACAAAAGUCUACUCUCCGACUCAUGCUCAACUGUUCCUCGUCUAG
This is a messenger RNA of Caenorhabditis briggsae, 1050 nucleotides long. The transcript is spliced from 4 exons. The coding region runs from base 1 to 1050 and encodes 349 amino acids. The record is from RefSeq and is a predicted model, not a curated record. Lineage: Eukaryota; Metazoa; Nematoda; Chromadorea; Rhabditida; Rhabditidae.